UGGGCGGGCGCGCAGAUGGCCACUCAGGUGGAGCCGCUGCUGCCGGGGGGCGCCCCGCUCUUGCAGGCCGAGGAGCACGGCGGCCUGGUGAGGAAGAAGCCGCCGCUGGCUCCCGAAGGCAAGGGCGAGCCGGUCCCGAACGACGCCGGAGGCGGCGGUAGCGGCGGGGGGGAGCCGGACGGCGGCUCCCGGAGAGCUCGGCCCUGCUGCGUUAAGCCGCACCGGGAGGGCGCCGGGCCGCCGGAGCGCGAGAGCCCGCGGCCGCCGCACACGCAGCCGCUGCCCGGCGCCGAGGGCCCGGCCGGGAGCGACGGAGAGGAGGGCGGCGGCGGCGGCGGCUGCUGCGAACCGGGCGCGGGCGGAGGAGCGUCGGGCAGCGGGCGCCGAGACUUCGUGGAAGCCCCUCCGCCGAAGGUGAACCCGUGGACGAAGAACGCGCUGCCGCCGGCCCUGGCCACCGUGAAUGGACAGUCGCCACCAGAACAUUCUGCUCCAGCCAAGGUGGUGAGGGCAGCAGUUCCUAAACAGCGCAAAGGGAGCAAGGUUGGUGACUUUGGAGAUGCAAUCAACUGGCCUACCCCUGGAGAGAUAGCCCACAAGAGUAUACAGCCACAGCCUCACAAGCCUCAGCCUGCCCGGAAGCUGCCACCCAAGAAAGACAUGAAAGAGCAGGAGAAAGGAGAAGGGAGCGAUAGUAAGGAGAGCCCCAAAACCAAAUCGGAUGAAUCAGGGGAGGAGAAGAAUGGGGAUGAGGACUGCCAGCGAAGCGGGCAGAAGAAGAAAGGGAACAAACACAAGUGGGUUCCAUUGCAAAUAGACAUGAAGCCUGAAGUGCCGAGAGAGAAACUGGCCUCACGCCCCACUCGCCCACAGGAGCCAAGACACACACCCACCAACCGCGGGGAGAUCAAAGGGUCUGAGCCUGCCACCUACAUGCCUGUGUCUGUGGCCCCCCCCACCCCGGCCUGGCAACCAGAGACCAAACCGGAGCCUGCCUGGCACGAUCAGGAUGAGACCUCGAGUGUGAAGAGUGAUGGGGCUGGUGGGGCGCGGGCUUCCUUCCGUGGCCGUGGACGGGGGCGUGGUCGCGGCCGGGGACGUGGCCGGGGUGGCACUCGAACCCAUUUUGACUACCAGUUUGGCUACCGGAAGUUUGAUGGUGCAGAAGGGCUACGUGCCCCCAAGUACAUGAACAACAUCACCUACUACUUCGACAAUGUCAGCAGCACUGAGCUUUACAGCGUAGACCAGGAGCUGCUCAAGGACUACAUCAAACGCCAGAUUGAGUACUACUUCAGUGUGGACAAUUUAGAACGAGACUUCUUCCUGAGACGGAAAAUGGACUCCGAGGGAUUCCUUCCCAUCACCCUUAUUGCCUCCUUUCACCGUGUGCAGGCUCUAACCACUGACAUCUCACUCAUUUUUGCGGCCCUAAAGGACAGCAAGGUGGUGGAAAUCGUGGAAGAGAAAGUCCGCAGGAGGGAGGAGCCUGAGAAGUGGCCUCUUCCUGGUCCCCCAAUAGUGGAUUAUUCUCAGACUGAUUUCUCUCAGCUUCUCAACUGCCCUGAGUUUGUGCCUCGCCAGCACUACCAGAAGGAGACAGAGUCAGCGCCUGGCUCUCCUCGUGCAGUCACCCCUGUGCCAACCAAAACAGAGGAGGUCAGCAACCUGAAGACACUGCCCAAGGGCCUGUCUGCCAGCCUCCCGGACCUGGAUUCUGAGAGCUGGAUUGAGGUGAAGAAACGGCCUCGUCCCUCCCCAGCGCGGCCUAAGAAGUCAGAGGAGCCCAGGUUCUCCCACCCCACCACUCUGCCCCCACAGCUUCCCUCCCAGCAGCCGAUGUCCAAGGACCAGGAAGAGCAGGAAGAACUAGAUUUCCUGUUUGAUGAGGAGAUGGAACAGAUGGAUGGGCGGAAGAACACCUUUACUGCUUGGUCUGAUGAGGACUCCGACUAUGAGAUUGAUGACCGGGAUGUCAACAAGAUCCUCAUUGUCACUCAGACACCACCUUACAUGCGCCGGCAUCCUGGGGGGGACCGCACAGGCAACCACACAUCCCGUGCCAAGAUGAGUGCUGAGCUGGCCAAGGUCAUUAAUGAUGGGCUCUUCUACUAUGAGCAGGACCUGUGGACAGAGAAGUUUGAACCUGAGUAUUCCCAGAUCAAGCAAGAAGUUGAGAACUUCAAGAAAGUCAACAUGAUCAGCCGGGAGCAGUUUGACACACUGACCCCUGAGCCCCCUGUGGAUCCCAACCAGGAGGUUCCUCCUGGGCCCCCCAGGUUCCAGCAAGUUCCCACUGACGCCCUGGCCAACAAGCUGUUCGGUGCUCCUGAGCCCUCCACCAUCGCCCGCUCUCUACCAACCACUGUCCCAGAGUCGCCAAACUACCGCAAUGCCAGGACCCCCCGCACUCCCCGGACCCCCCAGCUCAAAGACUCAAGCCAGACACCACGUUUUUACCCAGUGGUGAAAGAAGGGCGGACCCUAGAUGCCAAGAUGCCUCGAAAGAGGAAGACAAGGCACAGCUCGAACCCACCCCUGGAGAGCCAUGUGGGUUGGGUGAUGGAUUCUCGGGAGCACCGGCCCAGGACCGCUUCCAUUAGCUCCAGCCCCUCAGAAGGGACGCCUGCCGUCGGCAGCUAUGGCUGUACCCCUCAGUCACUGCCCAAGUUCCAGCACCCUUCCCAUGAGCUGCUCAAAGAAAAUGGCUUCACACAGCACGUCUACCACAAGUAUCGGAGACGCUGCCUUAAUGAGCGGAAGCGCUUGGGCAUUGGCCAGUCUCAGGAGAUGAACACCCUCUUCCGCUUCUGGUCCUUCUUCCUCCGAGAUCACUUCAACAAAAAGAUGUAUGAGGAGUUCAAGCAACUGGCUCUGGAGGAUGCCAAAGAUGGCUACAGAUAUGGUUUGGAGUGCCUUUUCCGAUACUAUAGUUAUGGCCUGGAAAAGAAGUUCCGGCUGGACAUAUUCAAGGAUUUCCAGGAGGAAACGGUGAAGGACUAUGAGGCUGGCCAACUCUAUGGGCUAGAGAAGUUCUGGGCCUUCUUGAAAUAUUCCAAAGCCAAAAAUUUGGACAUUGACCCCAAACUGCAAGAAUACCUCGGCAAAUUCCGGCGUCUGGAAGACUUCCGAGUAGAUCCCCCCAUGGGUGAAGAGGGCAACCACAAGAGACACCCGGUGGUAGCGGGAGGCAGUGGUGAGGGCAGGAAACGAUGCCCCUCCCAGUCUUCCAGUAGGCCUGCCACUGGGAUCAGCCAACCUCCUACGCCACCUACUGGCCAGCCCAUCCGGGAAGAUGCUAAAUGGACAAGCCAGCACUCGGACACACUGACUUUGGGAAAGUGAAUCCCUUGAAGCCCCCUGGGGUUUGGGGAGAAGGGGUGGGGUGGGCAAGGGUCCCUAGGGAUGCCCAGACCCGAGAGCAGACAGAGAAAGGACAGGCCUGGUUUACUAGGACAGGUCUUUGUGCUGAGUAGCAGUGUGAACACCAUUUGGGCUGUUGGCUGUGCCCCCUGGGCAGGAGCCUCCUGCACCCCCUUCUCCCCCUUCAUGACUUGCAUCCUAGCUUCUAAGGGGGGAGGGAAAGGGGGAGAUUUUUUAUAUAUAUAUACAUAUAUAUAUAUAUCAAGUUUUAAAUUAUUGAUAGUUUGUCUGGAUUACCAAAAUCACUCUUCAGCCCUGCCCUGCGGUUGGUAGGCCACAGCCCUGUCCCCACAGCCGCCUCCUGCUCCCAAGCCAACUAUGCAGCCCACGGAAGGCUCUGGGGCCCAGGCCCAGCACGGUCCCUCGGAAGGCUCUGGUGGCGCCUCUGGGCCCCAGAAGCGCCAGCCCUUGACCACCCGGGCGUUGCCCUCGCCGUGCCUGCUGUGCUGCCGCGCCUUCUGUCACCUCUGGGAGAAGGAAACCAAAGGGUCUCACAGUGGGAGUUGGGGGAAGUCUCAGCCUCUCCCACUCCUCUCCCCACCCCUAACCCCUGCCCACAGAGACUAUCAAAAGAUGAUUUAUUUUAUUUUUCUCUGACCUUUCCAUCCUUGGGAAAAUGAAAAAAAAAAAAAAGACAAAAUCGACCAUAAAAAAAAACACAACCAAAAAAUCAGAACCCCUCCCCCCACCUAAUCCAUAGUACGUGAUGUCUUUCUCCUUCAUUGGGAUUUUUUUGUUUUGUUUGUUCUUGGAAAUAAUAUUUUUUUAAAAGUUGCCUUAUUGUGGAGCUGGAACCUGAAACAAUCCCAAAUGCCUGUUUUCCUCGGCGGAGUCAACUGAGGAACCUCCGCCUGCUCUGGAUGUGCCUGGGCUCGGGCUGGCUAGACUCUUCCCUGGACUGAGUUGCAUGUACUUGCCUCCUACCUGGAGGCCUGAGAGUUGGGGUGGCGCGUGGGAGCCGCGCCCAGGACGCCCCUGCUGUUGCAUCGCAUCGUGUGGCGCUGACGUCGUGUCUGCGCGCUGCCGUCACUGUUGUGUCCUUGUUCUGCUUGCUGUGGCCUCACGCCGGGCCGUCCUGUUGUACACCCUUUGUCCUGCCCUUGGAACCCCAAGGCCAAGUUUGCUUCAAGACUGUUAGAAAACAGAGUUGGCCUCACAUGUCAUCAGCUGGAGCAUCUCCCCAGCCCAGAGGGGCAGGUGAGCACCGGGUAGCCUUGGCCUGGAUCUUUUUUGUGUUGACUGAAAAACCUGAACCCUCAAAGGAGGCCUUGUCUCACCAGGUGGAGAAAUAGUUUUUUCUCCCUCAAUGGUCUGCGGGGUCUUCCCAUCUUACAUCCCCCCCUGCCCACCCUCUCAUUGACCUCUCCCGGGAACAAGGGCUGUGGAGGGGCUGGGGAAUCCUGCCGGUCAUGAAGCCCUGUGGCAGGAAGGUAUAUGUGGACAUAGAGUAUACCUGACUUACCUGCUGCAGCACUGACUGCCUGAGCUGGCCUGCAAGCAUCAGUCGAGUGGCUACUGUUGUCAGAAGCUGGGGAGGGUGAUGGAGGACCAACCGCAGACUGGAACAUUUGUCCAGUUCAGGCCGACUGAGCACCCACCCCCAGUGGGACCUGGGCAGCUCCACAAGUUUUAGGUCUUGUUACUCAGUUACUGAGACUCCUGUGGCCCUCCUUGUCAUCAGGUUCCUCUGUUGUCCCAAAGGCUGGGUCUUGGAGACGGCAUCCCCGACUGGGAAAGCUUGUGCUCUCUUUGGGUGCCUGGUUGCUUUUAGUGCACACCCUCCCGCUCUGCCCUCCCUGCGCUUAGCGUGUGGAAAGCCUGGCUCAGUUCUUGCAACGCAGUCGUCUCGACCGAGGAUGAGGGGAGUCUGCUGACGAUGGAUCCGAGGCCUUCCCAAGCUUGCUGCCUGCCAUGUUGCACCAGACCCUCCUUCCCUUUUUCUUGUCCUUUGCCCACAUCCCUGCGUUGUACCCAGCAACACAGCAGGAGGGAGGCUGCUCCCAUCUAGACCCUGUCUAGGCUAGGGGCUGCCUUCUUGCCCUGAACCUCUGAGACCAGAGGGAGGAAACGCCUUCACGGCAGAACGGAAAGCUAUCAUCUCAACACAGGCCGAGGAAGGAGUGGGGUGGGUUUUCUUUUUGCUUUUCUGUACCGUGUUAGGAAUUAAUGUUGCAAAGAGUAGUUUACAUCUUCACCUUCUGAAGACACUUGAAUUUAGGACCGAUGUAUCUGUGACAAGCAUGCCAGGGGUGGCCAGGGCCAUCACGGCAAGCCACUUCCCCAUCUGCCAUCUUCCCACAGCAUCCAAGACCUGAGACAGCAACAGCCUGCCCAAACUCCCUCCCCCUGCCUUGGCAGGUUUGGCCAUGCACCUAGGCCCUGGUGAGGGGCAGGUCAUUGGCCCUGAGUCUGGGAGUGAGGGCACUACCAGAAGAGAAGGCUGCCCAGCCCUCCUCCAGCCUGGACCCCAGGGCUCACUGUUGCUGAGCCCAUGUCAAACUUGUUCCAUGUUUUUGUUUAGUUCCGUUGUAGCUCCCCCACCCUUUCUGGUGAUUGAUGUACAAAAGAAAGCUAGCUGUUCAGAGCCCUUGGAAGUAGGGAGGGGAAGUCAAGGUAAGGCUGGAGGGGCAGGGUUUGCCAAAGGCCUGGGCAGCGUCUUCAGAUCAUCUGGCACCCUCUGGAUGGGAGCCCCGAGGAAACCUCCUGUGCAGGGUCCCUGGGCUCUGCUAGUCCCACCCACUCCUCAGCCGAGGUGACGGCAGAGGCAGAAGAGAACUGCAGCCCGCUUCUCACUGGAGAGGAAAACUUGUGAUCAGCUUUGCGGAGAAGGUUCCACCUUACGCUCGUAGUACAUUAUCUUACCAUGUGCUAGGAUAUCACAUUCAAAAGGACAAAAAAAAUGUAAAAUACUUGAAUGAGCUUGUAUUAUAACAUUAAUAUUAUUGAGAGUAUCUGCUUUCCAGGCUGAAGUGAUUCAUUCAUUAUUCUAGUCCUGCUUUCGUCCUUUGUAAUUUGUGGUAAUUAUGCUUUUCUUUUUAAUACAAAAAAAUGUAUAAAAAUAAAAAUUUGAAAAGGCAA
Jaculus jaculus (lesser Egyptian jerboa) is the source of this 6501-nucleotide messenger RNA. It is a transcript of the gene Larp1, whose product is annotated as La ribonucleoprotein 1, translational regulator. Gene Ontology annotation, molecular function: RNA cap binding. The record is from RefSeq and is a predicted model, not a curated record. Gene Ontology annotation, cellular component: cytosol; cytoplasmic stress granule. Gene Ontology annotation, biological process: positive regulation of translation; mRNA stabilization. Lineage: Eukaryota; Metazoa; Chordata; Mammalia; Rodentia; Dipodidae.